AUGGAAGGUAUCUCGAACCAAAGUGACUUGUGGCAGUUUAACGAGUCGUGGAAGAACUCCAGUCUCCUUAAUGGCACCACCGGGUUGAAUAGGACGAAUCCUCUGAAGCGCAAUGAGGAGGCGGCGAAGGUGGAGGUGACCGUGCUCGCCCUGGUGCUGUUCCUGGCGCUGGCGGGGAACCUGUGCGUCCUGCUGGCCAUCCACACCACCAAGCACAGCCAGUCACGCAUGUACUACUUCAUGAAGCACCUGAGCAUCGCCGAUCUAGUUGUGGCGAUAUUUCAAGUUCUGCCUCAACUUAUCUGGGACAUCACUUUUCGCUUCUACGGACCGGACACCUUGUGCAGAUUGGUGAAAUACCUACAGGUUGUCGGGAUGUUCGCGUCCACGUACAUGUUAGUUUUGAUGUCUGUAGACCGGUGUCUGGCAAUUUGUCAGCCUCUCCGUUCUUUGCACAGGAGAAAAGACCGUUUCUAUGUCAUAUCCUCCUGGAUCCUGAGCCUGCUGUUCAGCGUCCCGCAGAUGUUCAUCUUCUCCCUGCGAGAGGUCGGCUCGGCCGGAUCAGGAGUCUACGACUGCUGGGGUGAUUUCGUGAAGCCGUGGGGAGCCAAAGCUUACAUCACAUGGUUCAGCCUGACCAUAUACAUCAUCCCCGUGGCCAUACUCAGCAUUUGCUACGGUUUGAUAAGCUUCAAAAUAUGGCAAAACUUCAAACUGAAGACCAGACGGGAGCAGUGUAUAAGCCUGACGCCCAAAACAUCCAAAGGCAACACGCUGGCCCGUGUGAGCAGCGUGAAGCUCAUCUCCAAGGCAAAGAUAACCACAGUGAAAAUGACUUUUGUAAUCGUCGUGGCUUAUAUCGUCUGCUGGACCCCCUUCUUCUCUGUCCAGAUGUGGUCUGCGUGGGACCCAGAUGCGCCUCGUGAGGCCAUGCCCUUCAUCAUCUCCAUGCUGCUGGCCAGCCUCAACAGCUGCUGUAACCCCUGGAUCUACAUGUGCUUCGCCGGACACCUGUUCCAGGAUCUUAGGCAGAACUUUCUGUGCUGUUCCACUCGCUACCUCAAGUCGUCCCAGUGCCGCUGUGAGCCCGACUUUGACUCCAGUCACAAGAGCAACUCCUCAACAUUUGUCAUCAAGAGCACCAGCAGUCAGAGGAGCAUCACAAAGACUUCUAGCACAUAAGCACUGAUCCCCCAUCCCCUCCCUCAAGCUGCCCUCUUGGCCUUUAACCCCAUGCUGUCGCCCCCCAAAAAAAUCCAUCAGUUUGACUCCUGCAGAUAUCUCUUUCCCUUAAGGUUGCUGUUCAAAGCCCAAAAACGUAAUAACAACUACGCUCUAAAAUCGUCCAUGUACAUUAAUAUACAGGACAUAGUGAAAAUAAAAUUUAAAAAAGUCGAAAAAACUAUAAUUUAGGGGCAAUAUUUUGUAAAUAAAAACUUUCAAGAUAAUCAUGGACCCAGCUGAGCAGUCCACUCAAUCUUUUGAUGUAUGUUUUUACUUUUCUUUUUUAGAUGUACAGUAUAUAUUUACAUAUUUACAGGGCAGAGAGUGAAAAAAAUAUA
Molecule: messenger RNA, 1562 nt
Organism: Paralichthys olivaceus (Japanese flounder)
Lineage: Eukaryota; Metazoa; Chordata; Actinopteri; Pleuronectiformes; Paralichthyidae
Gene: oxtra
Product: oxytocin receptor a
Biological process (GO): G protein-coupled receptor signaling pathway; cellular response to hormone stimulus; regulation of systemic arterial blood pressure by vasopressin
Cellular component (GO): plasma membrane
Molecular function (GO): oxytocin receptor activity; vasopressin receptor activity; peptide binding
Source: RefSeq, a predicted model, not a curated record